Trichobilharzia szidati is the source of this 2280-nucleotide messenger RNA. Lineage: Eukaryota; Metazoa; Platyhelminthes; Trematoda; Strigeidida; Schistosomatidae. The record is from the annotation of a GenBank genome assembly.
UUUCAUGAUAGACACACAUAAUGACAUAAUGACACUCCCCCUUUGAUUUGUAAAAAUAAUUUUGGCAAAUAGUUCAGUACUACUUUAUGGAAUUAAUGUGGGAAGGAUAUAUCUUAAGAUUAAAAUGAUAUUUUUUUUCAGUUGAUAUGUCGCUGAUGUGCAUUACAACAAUUUAGUUUCAAUUUCCAAGAGACUAUCUUCAAAACAGAUCCAAAUUGAAGAUGUUUAUCAGUGGACUGAACUAUGUUUCAAAAAUGAAACCUACUGCAUUUGUAUGAAAUAGUCACUGGACAAAAAGAAAUAGUCCAAAGCAAUUAAAUGGAAUCUAAUGAAAUUUUAUCUUCAUCGCCGUCAACAUCAUUAUCAGUAUCUAUGGCCAACGGGACUAGCACAUCAUCAUCGGUGGAAGAGUCUAUAAGCAUGAAUAUUACAGAGGGAUUUUCUGCUGAAAGUUUCUAUGAGGCUGUUACAUCAAGUGUACGUGAUAUCAUUAAUACAAUAGCAACACUUCCAUUACAUCAUGAUCAUAUCACUACUGCACAUUCAGAAUUUGCUUGUGUUGGGAGUGAAUUGUCUGAACCAGAUUUUCAACUUUAUGCAUGCUCUGGUAGUAAGAUUACAUCAUGGAUUGCUAGUGUAUUUUUGAUCAGUAUGAGCAUAUUUGGUAUCAUAAAAUGUCUCGGAACUCAUGGAAUUCUGAAUAUUUGUGACCUACGACGUAGUGGAAUAAGCUUCCCUAAACGACCAGAAUUCUUUGUGCUGACUUGUUCAAGUUUACCACUUGUUGUCAGUGUUCUUUCAAGACCCUUAUUCACACCUUUAUCUCCAAUGCACAAAUACUUUAUCCUAGGAUGGGGUAUGGCACAGACGCGUUUCUUUUUCGAUUUAUUCACUAGAACUGCUACUAUUUAUCACCUUGUCUAUUGGGUCUAUCGUACACCGAUUAUACACUUAAUCUGGCACAUUUGUUUCAUAUGUGAACUUCAGUGUAAGAAAAUACACGAAAAUACAAAAGUACUGUUCCAACGACGAAAAUCUGUUACUAAAACUGUUAAAGCAUCACCAAAACGUUAUAGUAAACAACAGCCAACUGGUCGAGGAAGAACUACCGAAUGGGGUUAUGCUGAUAAAAGGCGUAAAUCACGAUCCGGUAAGAGUUUUCGUACAACUAGUGAUUCAGUACCAUCACCUAAAUCGUCAUCAACUAAUAAUUCAGGCGGUUUGAAUGAAAAGAACAACAUACCCACUCCAGUUGUCAAUGCUGGUGGAGUGAGUCUGAUUGCACCGCAGCCGUUGAUUCCUGGCUCGAUUAACCAGUUGCCACCUGAUAUGGUACCUAAUUUAAAUGGUAUAAUGAAUCCUUAUGGACAAAUGAUGGUUAUGCCAGAUGGUUAUAACAUGUUUCCCGGAGGAGCUGUCGGCCAACAAACAAAUCCAUAUGCAAUGAAUAUGGGGUAUGGAAUGGGCUAUGGAAUGCCAAUGAAUAUGAACAAUUACAUAAAUCAAGUGAAUGCUUAUAACCAAGCCAACUUUAUGUAUCCUAUGGCAAACGGAAUGAAUUCUGAUACAGGAAAGGAUAGUUCUACGAAUACAACAGUGACCGAUAAGCCAUUGCUCAACGACACACCAGAAAAAGCAGCACAGAUUAAACAAAAACCCAAGAUUGAAAUUCCUCCACCAACUGAACAAUUUCUGUACCGCUGUAAACGCAUUCUACCAGGUUGCAUUUAUAUAGCCUCUUUUCUAAUUACUCUGCCGUCGAUUGCUGCAUUUGAACCAGAAGAAGUAGACGGUAUGAUUUUGGCUAGAUGUACUACAAUGUGUCGUUCUUAUUUUUAUUACGAUUUGGUUGUAUUGAUCACCCUACCAACCGUCUCUGUGAUCACUGCCUUCUACUAUUCUGCAUUAAGUAAAAAGCAGAUUAACGGAGAAAAGAAAAUGACAUACCGUUUAAGAUGCUAUUAUGUAACAUUCAUUCUGUUAAAUAUUCCAAUGUUUGUUUUAAUGCUCACGUCUAUUGGUUUCCGUUUGAGUGAAAAACCAUAUCGUAAUAUUUAUGGAACUGGUAUAUUGAUUGCUAUGACUGCUUAUCAUACAAAUUUCGCUUUAAAAUCAACCGUCUAUACAACUGGUUGUAACUGUAUUUGUUGUUCAGAUAGUUGUUUAAUUCGAUAUCCAAAAGUUGGUAGAAUGAUUGCUUCAUUUACAACUCCAGUAGCUGUUAAAGAUAAAGAAGCCCUGCUAGAAGGUAUGGUUAUUCCAGUACGUUAUGAAAAAUAG